CCUCUUCCCAGUCCAGGCGCGGGUCCUGCACUUCCUCCCCCUCUGUCCCUCCUGUUCUGCACCAGCAGUGAUUCUUUUUAACUCCAUGUUGAAGACAACCAUCUACAUGAUGCCUGCAACAGUGGUGAUCACAAACUCAAUCCGGGGUUUAACAAACGAGCUUCAGAUACAAACGCAGUUUAUCAGAGAGUUAGGCUGCGUCCACGACACAGAUUUUGAGGGGAAGACGACCCCUUUUGAUUCGAUCGAUCUGAAGAUUGAUGCACCCCAGCUUCUGCUUUUGUUUCCAAAGCAAGACCUCGUUAAUCAGUGCAAAGAUAAAUUGAGUCGAAACAAAAAGUUCGUGCCAGCAACGUUAUGUCUCGCCGGACCGUCCCCACCCAGUGAGAGAAUCAAAGCUCAAGUCGUUAUUGGCACGCCCGGUUGCAUGAAGCGCUUGAUAUCGGCGCACAAAGCUGUGCACACAACACAUAUCAAGACUGUAGUCUUUGCUGAAGCCGAUCACAUUUUUGCUAAGGAUGAAUAUGUGGACGAUUCAUUAAGACUUAUGAAGUACGUUAAGAAAAAGCAAAGCAGUGAAUUCGAGGAGACACCAGAAUUCCAAGCAUUGUUACUCGCAUCAACUUCCAACCAUAAAGUAGACUCUUUCAUAUCGAAGGCUAUUCCUGAAAGGACCAACCGUUUCAUUUCUGACCACGCCCAGCUUUUAGCUGUCUCAGCCUGGGAGUAUCACAUCGUGUUCUCUGAUGCUAGCGCACAGAUCGAUUCCUGCAAGGAGGUCAUGAAGGACCGUUUUAGUCGGGAUACACAUGGCGAUGGUAGGCCGCUGAAGAUGAAGCUUGUUGAAGAUGUGUGGUCAAUCGUUCAUGUGUCGCAUUUAUCUUACCAGGAGCUGUGGAAAUUCCAGGGGAGAGUUACAAACAGUUAGGUUUUCAAAACAACGGCGCUGGCCAUGAGCAGUGCCAGAAGAUCGUGCUUUGGAUCUUGCCGUACCUACCAGUACCAGAUGAUGCACGCAAGCGACUUGCAGAAUGCCGAAGGGAGCACGUCAAGCUGUUGUUAGAUCGGGAAGAUCUUGAAGUGCUGUUCAAUGGCAACAAUGCCUUCACAGCUUGGACCGGUCCACGAGCUUGUCGUCGUAGUUUGUUUAGUGAGCUUAUGAAGGGGAUGAUUGGAAAGAUGAGCUGCAAGGGAGUGAAGUAUUUCCUGUCAAUGUGUGUGAGAGAGUACAUGGUGCUGAAGAACGCACACAAUGAGCUACACAGGAAACUGAUGGGUACAAACUUGGAGGUGGAAAUCGACAUUGGAUUGUGGUGUUUGAGAAGUAAGUCCAUGAAUGAGGGUCUGGACUGACAUUGUUGUGUGUGUUUGUAUUCAGAUCCCAACACAAAGGCUGAGGAAUUUGUGAACAAAAGAUUGUUCACAAAGAUGCUUUUUUCCUAGAUAGACAAUGAAUGAUUGCAACAAGUACAUGUUUUGAACCACAAAUAUGGUUUUUACUUAUUACUUUAA
Molecule: messenger RNA, 1512 nt
Organism: Physcomitrium patens
Lineage: Eukaryota; Viridiplantae; Streptophyta; Bryopsida; Funariales; Funariaceae
Source: RefSeq, a predicted model, not a curated record